Pan troglodytes (chimpanzee) is the source of this 3888-nucleotide messenger RNA. It is a transcript of the gene POLE4, whose product is annotated as DNA polymerase epsilon 4, accessory subunit. The transcript has 4 exons. Gene Ontology annotation, cellular component: epsilon DNA polymerase complex; nucleus. The coding region runs from base 59 to 409 and encodes 116 amino acids. The record is from RefSeq and is a predicted model, not a curated record. Lineage: Eukaryota; Metazoa; Chordata; Mammalia; Primates; Hominidae. Gene Ontology annotation, biological process: DNA-templated DNA replication. Gene Ontology annotation, molecular function: protein heterodimerization activity.
GCCUGCGCCGCAUGCGCGCGCACAGUCGGCGGCCGCGCGCAGCACGCUCAAGGCCGGGAUGGCGGCGGCGGCGGCAGGAAGCGGGACGCCCCGAGAGGAGGAGGGACCUGCUGGGGAGGCAGCGGUCUCGCAGCCCCAGGCCCCAACGAGUGUGCCUGGGGCUCGCCUCUCGAGAUUGCCUCUGGCGCGAGUGAAGGCCUUGGUGAAGGCAGAUCCCGACGUGACGCUAGCGGGACAGGAAGCCAUCUUCAUUCUGGCACGAGCCGCGGAACUGUUUGUGGAGACCAUUGCAAAAGAUGCCUACUGUUGCGCUCAGCAGGGAAAAAGGAAAACCCUUCAGAGGAGAGACUUGGAUAAUGCAAUAGAAGCUGUGGAUGAAUUUGCUUUUCUGGAAGAAAUGAAGUGUUAAAAGAGAAGUAUACAACAAGUAACGUGGAAGCUCUGAUGAGAAAAGAAUCAAUUCUGCCUGUGAGGAUUAUGGACCAGACCCUGAGAAGAUAAUCUUUGAAGUACCCUUGGGGCAUAAAUGGAAUUUCACUUCAACGGUUAUAAAAUAAUUAGUCUUGGCUGCAACACUUUUUUUUUUUUUUUUUUUUUUUGAGAUGGAGUUUCGUGCUUGUUGCCCAGGCUGGAGUGUAAUGGCGUGAUCUUGGCUCACUGCAACUUCUACCUCCCAGGUUCAAGCGAUUCUCCUGCCUCAGCCUCCUGAGUAGCUGGGAUUACAGGCGCCUGCCACCACACCCAGCUAAUUUUUUGUAUUUUUAGUAGAGACAGGGUUUCACCAUGUUGGCCAGGCUGGUUUCAAACUCCUGACCUCAGGAGAUCCACCCACCUCGGCCUCCCAAAGUGCUGGGAUUACAGGUGUAAGCCACUGUUCCCGGCCUGCUGCGACACUUUUAACUUAUGUUUGUAUGGCAGUCCCACUGACUGAGUAGUCUCUCACGCUUUAUCUUGUUUAAUUGGAAUAAUAAUUUUGCAAGGUUAGGUAAGAGGGUAUUUUUUUUUUCAGGUAAGAUUGAAAUUUAGAGAGCCUUAAUGACUCGCCCUAAGGUGAUCCAGUUAUUUGGGUGAGGGAGGGAUGUAGAUGUGGAGCUAGUAUCGUCUAUCUGUCUCCAAGUACUGCGAGAGUCCUUUCUCAGCCCUUGCUUUUAACAGGCAAACCAGAGGUGCAUUACAGGAGUUUGCAAAUUUUGAUCAUUCAUAGCUUAAUGAUACAGGAAUUUUUGCUCCUUAGUUCAGCUAAAAUCCGGGUUCUUGUCUCACAACCAAGAAAAAUUAGGCACAUGGACACAUUGAAAGGUGAGGAGAAUGGAUUCAUUAGGCAAAAAGAAAGCUCUCAGCAAAGAAAGAGGAGGUCUUCUCAACAAACUCCCACUUUACAGAUUGAAUACCAGGCCACCGCACACGAGCUGAAGAGGACCUACUCCUCCUCCUGCGUAAGGCGUGAAUUCCUGGUGGUUCCAUCCCAUUUCCCCAGUGCAUGUGGGCCUGGUGCAAUCAUGCCCAGGCAAGACCUUGUGCAGGUUCCCUCAUCUGUACAAAAACAUCUGGCACAAACACUUGUGGGGCAGGUCGGAGAUUUUCCAGGGACCCUGCCUUAUCUGCCUCCUGCAUCUAUCAUUACUAACUAGCCUCAGUGACCAUUAGUAGUUCUCCAAGUGUGGUCCCCAGAGCAGCAGCCUCAACAUCACCUGGAAACUUGUUAGAAAUAUAAGUGCUCAGACCCCAGUCUGCACCUGCUGAAUCAGAAGUGGUGGGGCGGGGUCCAGCAGGCUGUGUUUGAACAAGCCCUUCAGGGGAUUCUGAUGCAGGCUUAAGUGUGCGAAUCUCUGGUGUAGAUGAUCUGAGUAACACAAUUUUGAGGAUUCUCUUAAAUUAAAAUAGAUGAUAUGAAAACAUGAGAACUGACUCUAAAAAAGCCUCUGACAACCCAAGUAAUCCUUUUAGUAUCAGCACUUAGGUUAAAUCAUGCUUUCCUUUCCUUGUCUGAGGACACUUAUCGAGCAGGAUGAUGUGCCAUAGGGCUGGAAUAAAUUUGGUAUUUAAACUGCAUGUACUUAUUUCUCUUUGAGAAAACACAAAUAUAUUCAUAGUCACAGAAAACAGGGACCUAGAAUGCAAAGUCAAGUUCUCCCAUAACUAAAAUGCAAGGUUAUAUGUUGCUUCAGAACACAAAGAGUUGGAUUUCUGACAAGGGUUACCCACCAAAGAGACCCCAAUCCUGAAAACUUCCAGAUCGCACCCUAGAACGUGCAGUUCCCAAAGAAAUUCAAUAGAAAGAUGGGAGAGAUCCUAGUGUCAUGGCAUUUCAUUCUCUUGAAUAGUUGGUGAGAAAAAAACAAGAGGGAUGAGGGGAUUCUGUUACCAUGACAACGUGGAGAGGCCUGGCUGGUACCCUGGAGCUGACAAAGCUGGGCAUCCUGAUUCUACAAUAGAGAAACGGGGCUGUUGAGGCCUGGGGAUUGGGUAGAAAUGAAUAUUCUUCUAUUCCUGUACACUUCUGCCACACUGCCUGAUUUUUAAAAAAUUGAUGCAAUUAAACAGCAUGCACAGUGACUGUGGCUGAUGAACAUCUUUUCAUGCAUUUCCCCUACCUGGAAGGCACUCCCUUCCUUUUCUGUCUACUUUCUAUUCAUCUCUCACUCAAUAGCUCCAAACCUGCUUCCUCAGGAACGAUUCCUCAUUCACUGGUACUCAGCAAACCACAGCAUUCAAAGGCUCUUCCACUGAGUCCUGCUUUACAAUAAUUUUUUGUUUUUUUUUUUUAUACACAUAAACUAUGUCCUUCAGUGGGGAAAAACAAUAACUUUUACUUCCUUGUGCCUUCAGGAUGGAAACAACAAAGCUGUCCAUAAUCUUUUUUCCUCCUUUCUUUUAAAAUAAAAAAAGCUAACAAUGAUGUGUGCUCCACCUGACCUAUUAGACUGGUAGAAGAGCAGUGUCACCUGAGGGCUUGUUAAAAAUGCAAUUUGGGGCUUUGCCCCAGAUCUGCUCAAUUAAAAACUUUUUAGAGGGUGGGGCCAAGGAAUCUCUUUUUAAUAAGCCCUUCAGAUGAUUCUGAUACACAUUGAGUUUGUGGAUCACUGUGCUAGACACAUCUGAGUGUUUCAUAAUUUUUUCUAUUUAAUUUUCACAACCACUCUUAAUUUAAGAACUAUUAUUAUCCUCCAAACAGAUGGUGGAACUGAGGAGCAGAGAGUAUGAGUAAAUUGUUUAAGGUCCCUGUGGUGUAUUGCUUCCGAAGAUGUGGGCAGCAAUCCCUCCUCCUUUUUCAAUGUGACUUUGCCAAUUUUCUCCAUCAAAAAGUGCAGUCUAUUUCCAUCCUCUUUGAACUGUACUGGUCUAUGACUUUCUUUGACCAGUAGAACACAAGUAAAGUGACAUGGUGCAACUUCCAAUGCUAGGUCUAAGAGGCCCUGCAGAUUCUGUUUUCACUCUCUUAGUCCUCUCACUCUCCACGAAAAGUCUAGGCUAUCCUGUUGGAGAUGAGCCACAUGGUAAUAGGUAUCCUGGAGAACAAGCAACUGGACCAUGUGGAGAGAGGGGCAAUGUGGAGAAGAAUCAAUGUGUGCCAGCUGACAGCCGGCACCAAGGCCUAGUCAUGUGACAAGGCCAUCUUGAACCUUCAGCCCAGCCUCUUCAGCAGCUGACUCCAGCCUCAUGAACCUUGCUAAAGCCACAUGGAGAAGAGGGUUGCUAAGCCCUGCCUAAACUCCCAACCCACAAAAUUCUGUGCGAUAAAAUGGCAUUGUUUUAAGCAACUGAGUGUUGGAAUAGUUUGUUACACAGAAGAGGAGAACUGAAACAGUCAUAUAUUUGUCAAAAAUAAAUCAAUAAAAUAAAAUGGGAAUUGUUAUUUUUUUAACAUAUUGGCUUUAAGCCCAAAUU